AUGGAGCACCUUGAUAUGGACACAUUGAGAUCACACCCAGCAGAGAACAAAGUCAUGAAAAGGGCCUCCCUAGUCGGAGUUUCAACCACCACUUUGUUCUAUGUUCUAUGUGGUUGCGUAGGUUAUGCAGCAUUUGGAAAUCAUGCUCCUGGAAAUUUCCUCACUGGUUUCGGUUUCUAUGACCCAUUCUGGCUUAUUGAUGCUGCUAACAUUUUCAUUGCCAUCCACCUCAUAGGUGCAUACCAGGUUUUCUGCCAACCCAUAUUCCAGUUCGUCGAGACUCGUUGCUCUAAGCAAUGGCCAGAAAACAAAUUCAUAACCAACGAAUAUGCCGUCAACGUCCCAAUAAUCGGAACAUACUACAUCAACUUCUUCCGGCUGGUGUGGCGAACGUCGUACGUGAUCGUCACUGCCGUGGUGGCCAUGAUAUUUCCAUUCUUCAAUGACUUCCUGGGUUUGAUCGGAGCUGCCUCAUUCUUUCCAUUGACUGUGUACUUCCCCAUAGAGAUGUACAUUGCUCAAUCAAAAAUACCCAAGUUUUCAUUCACCUGGGUGUGGCUGAAAAUCCUGAGCUGGGCUUGCCUUGUAGUAUCACUUGUUGCUGCUGCUGGGUCCAUACAGGGACUGGCCCAAGAUGUCAAGACCUACAAGCCCUUCAAAACUCAGUAA
Messenger RNA from Ilex paraguariensis (yerba mate), 669 nucleotides. Lineage: Eukaryota; Viridiplantae; Streptophyta; Magnoliopsida; Aquifoliales; Aquifoliaceae. The record is from the annotation of a GenBank genome assembly.